Molecule: messenger RNA, 990 nt
Organism: Fraxinus pennsylvanica
Lineage: Eukaryota; Viridiplantae; Streptophyta; Magnoliopsida; Lamiales; Oleaceae
Source: the annotation of a GenBank genome assembly
AUGGCGGCGAACCCUUUUCUUCUUCCCAUCAUAUACUCUUCUUCUUCUUCUUCUUCUAAUUAUUCAUCGUCACCAAUGUUCCCUCUCUUGUUUUCAUUUUUCAUUCUUUUUCUCUCCCUCUUCAUUCUAAUAUUCUCUCUCUACACUUUCAAGAACAUCAGGAAUAAUAACCACAACAACGCACACCAAAUACAUGGACAAGCUCAAAAAAUCCCAUCUUUACAUGUAAAUAACAGUGAAGUUGAUAGAAAUAAUAGUAUCCAGGAACCCGACCCAGUGAAUUUGACCAGUUCGCUUCUUCUAGAGAUCUUGCCUUCCAGUUCUGCGAAAUGGGACAACCUUUUCAGUGGUGAAAAUGAAAUUUGCGAUGAUACGAACGGGUCGGGUCAGGAGGAGAAGAAGAGGAAGAAGAAGCGGGCCAAGAAGAAGAGACCCGACCCGGAUGACGAGGCGAAAAAAGAGGUGGAUGGGUUGGUUUGUUUGUGCCCGUUUACGAAGUCUUCCAGUGCAACUCAGAGGAAGAUUAAGCUGCAGUAUGAUCAACUUGUCAAGUCCCAUGAGUCCAAUGCCUUAACUCCGUCUCAGGUUGGACAGUUCGUCACUUGCCUCAUUGAAGUGAAAGAUGAGUUACAUCACAAGUCUGAGGUCGUCAAGAGGAAGUUCACAAUAACCAAAGCCCUAUUAUGCAAGGCGGACAGAUCUUCAUUUGACCGUCUAUGUCAACAGAUAUUCAAGUUACAAUUAGAACAAAAAAGACUUGAAGAGGAUGCUUUUGUAUAUAACUGGCUCCAACAAAAGAUUAAGCACUUGCCUGCAUACAAGAAGAUGCUUGAACUCGGUGCUUGCAUGGAUAUGAAAGCAAACUCUGGCGAGCUCGUGGAGAAUACAGAUGCCGACCUUUCUGAUAUAUCCUUCGAAGAGUUGCUAGCACAGGAAAAGAAGGACGUAUUUUGGCAGAGAAAUGGGAGAUUUAAAGCAUGUACCGGCUGA